Molecule: messenger RNA, 921 nt
Organism: Helobdella robusta
Lineage: Eukaryota; Metazoa; Annelida; Clitellata; Rhynchobdellida; Glossiphoniidae
Exons: 7
Coding region: 1-921 (306 amino acids)
Source: RefSeq, a predicted model, not a curated record
AUGGAUCAGAGAAAGUUAUCUCUGGUAGUCUUCGUUGUCAUGUUUGCUUCCUACCAUCCAACGGCAGCAAUUGAAAGCGUAAAUCAAACUCUAUUGAGGUUUAAAAACUACAGAGGCUGCUAUGUCGGCCAUGGUUUUCAUCGUUCAACAUAUUCUUUCACAUCCAUAAAUAGCUGUUACACUCAGUGCAAACCAUCCAACAGUUCAUAUUAUUGCAUGAGAGAUAAAAGAACAUGCGUUUGUAAUACCACUCAUGCAAACAAAGUCGAUACUAAAAAAUGUAAUCAACGUUGUUCUGAUGGCUUUCCUUGUGGAGGGAAUGGAUUCAUUUCUGUAUAUGAAAAAGCCACAAAAACAACACAAACUUUGGCAGUCCCUCUCACCGACAUCUCAACCGUAAAACCAACUACAAUGGUUAAUAUGAACAAGUGUGGCGUGAACAACGGAGGAUGCGGGGAUUCCGUUUGUGUCGAGGUGGCACCUGAUAAUGAGACAGGUGUAGAAGCAAAUGCUGGAGUUAAAUGCUAUCCGCCGGAUAAAGAAGUUAUCAAAGUGCCUGAAAUCAAAGUCCUGUACAGAUAUACUUACAAAGGAUGUUUUGAAAAAAUGCAUGCUAAAAAAGAACUGGCAACUGCUUCAAUAGAAUCAUGUUUUGAUUUUUGUAGUGAAUCAUUCUUAUAUGGAGUGAAGGACCGUAAAUAUUGCGCAUGUGCCAACAAAUUGGAGAACGAGUUCAAACAUUGUCAAACAUGGAAAUUUUUUGCAUUAGAAAAAUCAAACCAAUAUGUUAACGUUGGAUGCUUCAAGUAUUUAGAACUGGAAGAUAAGCAAGACCAGUCCUUGAGCAAAUCUCUUUGCUUGAACAAGUGCAGAGAACUUCGCUACCCAUACAGUGGAACUUCUGUGAGUUACAUAAGUUAA